UGUGCACAACUAGGACAGGCUGAUUUAUGGUUCCGCGUUACACCAAGUUCGCAGCACAACUUCUGGUAGAUACUCAAGGAGAAACGUGUAGUGAUCUCCUCCAACAGCUCGGUUUGUUAGGUGUUAGUGCAGGUGGUGCAGUGUGUGAGAGUGGAGAUGAGGCUCUGCGGGGUUCUGUGUGUGUUCCUGCUGGGUGUUGCGGGGUCUGGGGCUGACACCCCGGCCAACUGCAGCUACCAGGACCUGGUGGGGACCUGGGUGCUCCAGGUGUCCCGGGGGGGGCACGACAGCACGGUCAACUGCUCCAAUCAAGCCACAGGUGAAAACACAGUGACUGUGACACUGGACAAACUGUCUGUGGCCACAGAUGAGCUGGGAAACACUGGCUUCUUCACGCUCAUUUACAAUCAAGGCUUUGAGGUGGUCAUUGGAGGAUACAAAUGGUUCGCCUUCUUUAAGUACACUCAGGACGGCCCUAACGUGACCAGCUACUGUGACCAGACCCUGCCAGGGUGGGUCCAUGACGUCCUGGGACAUAACUGGGCCUGUUUUGUAGGAAAGAGGGCAAACCCAGUGCCGACCCGAACGGAUUACAAACCGCUACUCGGCAGCAGGCUCCUCCAGAAACCGUACACGCACAACCUGGACUUCAUUGGUUUAAUCAACUCUGUACAGAAAUCGUGGAAGGCUGUGCCAUAUUCUGAACAUGAAACAUACACUUUGCUGGAGCUUCAUCACAGAGCAGGGGGGCCUGCCUCCCGUGUCCCUAAGCCUGUUCGCAGCAGGCCUGUGACAGCUGAUUUAGCCAGGAUGGCAGCAGCUCUGCCUGAACGCUGGGAUUGGAGAACUAUUGAUGGCGUUAACUUUGUCAGCCCUGUGAGAAACCAAGGAUCCUGUGGUAGCUGCUACUCUUUUGCCACUAUGGGGAUGCUUGAAGCUCGUAUUCGAAUCCUCACAAACGGCAGCGACGCUCCCAUCCUCAGCCCCCAACAAGUGGUGUCCUGCUCUGAAUACGCUCAAGGUUGUGAUGGAGGGUUCCCAUAUCUGAUUGGGAAGUACGUACAGGAUUUUGGCAUUGUGGAUGAGUCGUGCUUUCCGUACAUUGGAAAGAACUCUCCCUGUGGCGUUCCUCAAAAGUGUGGCCGAAUGUACGCUGCAGAGUACGGCUACGUGGGGGGAUUUUAUGGCGGCUGCAGUGAAGCGGCCAUGAUGCAGGAACUCGUCAAGAACGGACCUAUGGCAGUAGCCUUUGAGGUCUACUCUGACUUCAUGCACUAUAAGGAGGGAAUCUACCACCACACAGGCCUCGCAGACCCCUUCAACCCCUUCGAGCUGACCAACCAUGCUGUGCUGCUGGUGGGCUACGGCCGCUGCCACAUGACGGGACAGAAGUACUGGAUCGUCAAGAACAGCUGGGGCACCGGCUGGGGCGAGGACGGCUACUUCCGAAUUCGCAGGGGAAGCGAUGAGUGCUCUAUCGAGAGCAUUGCGGUAGCAGCCAAACCCAUCCCCAAACUUUAAAGGCUGGAAACUCUGGAUAGAAGAAAACAGGCUGCCUUGAUGAUUAGUUUGCAGAGUAUAAAUCAGAUAUAUUCCACAUUUACACUAGGAUGUCUGUUUUUCAACAUGUGCCUGAAGGAGACAUUUUCUCCCUCAUUUUAGACAUCAGGUGGAGUUCAGAAAGAUUUCACGCUAACAUGAAUAGUUGCUGAUUUUAAGCUUUAAUGUGAUCAUUCUGAAACCAGAAUCUCAAUCAGAAUUUGUUCAGGGUGUACAUUUCAAACAUUUCUAAUCAAAAAAUUUGCUUUUUUUUUUUUUUUUUUUUUUUUUUUUAAUAUAAUCAUGUAGCCUACCUGUUGUCAAAUUUACUGCCAAGGUUUACUGCCAUGAUCUAAAAUCAUGUUGUUGACUAUAUAUUGGUCAAACAUUGAUGAGGGAAAAAAGCAACACAAAACUACUUCACAUUGUGCAAAAAUGUAUUUUAUGGAGUUAUUCUUUUUUUAAGUUUCUCAACAAGCCAUUAGUUUACUGGUUUUCUAUUUUUUUGAAAUUUUAAUUGAAGGGACUUUUUUUCCUCUUGAUGUGGUUUAAAGGUGAACUGUAACUUGUGAUCUGGUAUGUUUCUUUUUUGUCUUUGUGUGCUGUUUUCGUCCAUCACCCAUUAGCUGCCUGUUGGCUUCAGGCCGUAACUGCCAGUACAGCCUCACAAUGAAUCGGAACAAACUGUGACAGGUUUAAAAGGGAAUUUGGGAAUAUUGAUUGUUUGCCAGUGCACAACGAGGAUCUAUCUCGCUCAGGGAAGCACAGAGGAGAAUUGGUGUAUGAAUUGUUUGCUGUGUUGUGUUCCUUGAAGAGCAUUUGAAAAGGAUUUUUGAAUUAAAAAAAGGGAUUAAUCUUA
Cololabis saira (Pacific saury) is the source of this 2398-nucleotide messenger RNA. RefSeq names its product cathepsin C (gene ctsc). Gene Ontology annotation, molecular function: cysteine-type endopeptidase activity. The record is from RefSeq and is a predicted model, not a curated record. Gene Ontology annotation, cellular component: lysosome. Bases 157 to 1521 code for a protein of 454 amino acids. Lineage: Eukaryota; Metazoa; Chordata; Actinopteri; Beloniformes; Belonidae. The transcript is spliced from 8 exons.